AAGAAAACAAUCCGACCGUUGUACACAUAUAGCCGUUAAACAAACAACAAUUUAAAUACCUGAAAUCUUAAUUUCAUAGAAAAAGAAAUCUUACUAAAAAAGAACAACAAACACAAGUCUUCUCUGCAAUUUUUAUUCAUUUCUCAAUCUCUUCUCUCAUAUUCCUUUCCAUUUCCAAUCUCUGUUUCUUCAUAAAGUAUUAAUCUUUUUUUACUCUAAUGGCCGGAACUAAAGAUUCUCAUGUAGUGGAGAUUCCGGUAGACGAAGAGCAUAAAGAGAGACAGCAACAACAACAGCAACAACAGUUGGUUACGGUUUCGAAUCCGGGGUUGGGGAUACUGAAGGUGAUUCAGCAGCAUCCGUUGUCUGAGAUCUCAGAGAGUCCAGGACAUUUGUUGCUUUUGAAGCUAUGGCAAAGAGAAGAAGAUCUGUUCUGUCGUCGUGUCCUUCUUAAGGAAUCAAGGCUAGAGUCAAUCAAAAGAGAGAUCUUUCAGCUCUGUUGUUUCUUCCUCGUCUUCCACGGGUUCUUCUUCACUCUCGUCUACUCUGCUUCUUGUUCUGAUGACGAUGACUUGAUGAGAAGAGACGCGGUCUGCAAGAAAUGGUGGAUACCUUCUGCAGUGUCACUAGCCACUUCGCUGGUUCUUGUGUUUCUUGUUCAGGCUAGGCUGUUUGUGUUCUGGAAAGUUUAUAGAGGAGUUCAUAGGGAGAGGAAUGAUAACAGAACGCUUACACGGUGUGUUUUGGAGUUGAGGAUGAAAGGUUCCAGCUUCGAUUUGUCAAAGGAGCCAAUGAGUGGGAAGAGGAUGAAGAGCUCAAGCGUUGAGAUCAAGUGGAAACCUGUUACUUGGUUCUCUCAGUAUUUGAUCACCAUUGUUCUUCUUUGCUUUUCAGGAUUGUUCUUCCCGGUCUCAAAGUUCAUCCUCUGCUGAUUUUGACAGAUCAGCCAAACUCUCAAAUAUUUGUUUUUUUCGGAUUCUGCAUUCUUUCUUCAACCUCCAUUGUGGGGAUGAAGCUUUUGGUCCGAUCUUAGCAAAAGCUUGUCACUGGCCUCUGUAUCAUCAGGCUUUGAGAGAGUUGCUGUCAAAUCUUCCAGACUUGAGAAUACUCCCGGGUCCAAGAACAAUCUGUAACUUUUAGCGCUUUACACAGAGAAUAGAUGUAACUCGGAAUCAGAAUAUUCUGAUAUUGAUUGUUAAGUUCAAUUCUUCGUUUAUAAUAAAGAACACAUCUUGUAUA
This is a messenger RNA of Camelina sativa (false flax), 1239 nucleotides long. RefSeq lists its product as uncharacterized. NCBI's taxonomy places the organism in Eukaryota, Viridiplantae, Streptophyta, Magnoliopsida, Brassicales, Brassicaceae. The record is from RefSeq and is a predicted model, not a curated record.